This is a messenger RNA of Hylaeus anthracinus, 1600 nucleotides long. It is a transcript of the gene AQP, whose product is annotated as aquaporin-11. The coding region runs from base 432 to 1223 and encodes 263 amino acids. Gene Ontology annotation, molecular function: channel activity. The record is from RefSeq and is a predicted model, not a curated record. Gene Ontology annotation, cellular component: cytoplasm. NCBI's taxonomy places the organism in Eukaryota, Metazoa, Arthropoda, Insecta, Hymenoptera, Colletidae. The transcript has 5 exons.
UUGCUAAUCCUUGACUCAGACACAUGUCAGAAAUAUUAACAAAUAAACGGGAACUGCUGACUGGCGAUAGUCAGCGUUGUGUAUAUACAUAUGUACAAUAAAAAGUGAUUAUUGUUUUUAUUUUAUAAUCGAUGUGCACCGAAAAUUAGUCGAUGUUUAACACAGUGCCAGUCGCGACCAGGUAAUUCGGGAGACCAGCUAUUUAAAGCUACGCGACAUAUCCGCACGGAUAUAUUCAAUUACACUCGCCAGUUUUAAAUAACUGGUUAAGUAAAAUCUUGCGGCACGCGAAGGAAAAGAGAAAGGAACGAAAAAUAGUUCAAGUGCUGUGUAAGUGUGCGAAUCUCCACCAAGACAAGAUAUGAUAAGAACGAACGAAGUUCGAUGAUAGAUAGCAUUACCAUUGAGCUCCUGUACAUUUAAUCGGCACAAUGGCUGCGACAAUGAUUGCGUUAGCUGUAUCCACGCUAUACAUUGUGCUCACAAGUCUCAUAGCUUAUUGGAUGAGAAGAUAUGUGACAUAUUACGUACGGGAUCCGUUCGUAAGGUCCCUAUUUUUAGAAGGCAUUGCUACCGGCGAACUUUGCGGAGCAUGCUUUGAACUCAUAAUAAUUGCAGACAACUGGGGUGUUUCCAUGUACGGGUUAUAUUUGUUUGUACUGACGAUUUGGUGGUCCAUGAAUUGGGACGACGCAACCGCGUGUCCUUAUACUCACCUCGAGGAUGUUGUCGAGGGAAAGAAAUCUGUUCGAGACGCUUUCCUUUUAAUAUGGGCUGAACUUGUCGGCGGCCUUGCUGUUUUUAGAUAUGUACAGUUACUUUGGGCACUGGAGAUUGUCUCCACGCACAAAAACAAAGCGUUCGAAGACUGCACUACCGACCUCCAAGUACCAGUAAUAUUUGGAGCGUUUGUCGAGUGUUUAGCGACGUGCGUAUACAGGGUGGUUUCGCGCGGUUUGAGCGAGAUAAAUUCAAAGUUUAGCAUUAUCAUCGAUUCCUUUAUCGGAACCAGUCUGGUUAUCGCAGCUUUUGAUUAUUCCGGCGGCUACUUUAAUCCCGCGCUGGCAACCUCCUUGAAAUACGGAUGUUUGGGAACAUCUUUUAUGGAGCACGUGAUAGUGUAUUGGGUGGGCGCAUGUGCUGGUUCUAUUGCCUCUUUACGAGUUUACAGACAUCCGCUCAUCCAACGUUACAUGGAACAGUACAAAGAGAAGACACUUUAAGCCACAGACGUCGGGCUAUUACACCUCGAGUGUUUCCUCUCGUUCGAUCUUCUUUUCUGUUUUAUUACCGUUUUAUUUUCCGAUUUAUUUAACAUACGUGUUUUCUUUUCGCGCGAACUCCGUACAGAGUCGCGUGCAAGAUUCUAACACGAUCGAACCUUCCAGAUUGUUACAAAAGCUAUGUUUGCGCACAAGGCGAGUCUGUGGAUUGUCAAACCUCGAAUGUUGUUCAUUGGCGUGUAGUUAACGUUCGGUUAAAUUUACGAUUAAUAGUACAAGAUUGCGAGUUCAAAUUAGCGUGUAAUACGUAACAGUUAAUGGUGUACAUAGUGUAUCAUAAUUGUAUAAAAGAAUAAAAAAUUUACGAGUAAUUUUUA